Molecule: messenger RNA, 1691 nt
Organism: Halichondria panicea
Lineage: Eukaryota; Metazoa; Porifera; Demospongiae; Suberitida; Halichondriidae
Exons: 9
Coding region: 33-1460 (475 amino acids)
Source: RefSeq, a predicted model, not a curated record
GCUAGAUCUAUUAACAUAAACUAAAGGUGAACAUGUCUUCUCAAGCAAGCUUGAGGUGUCUAGAGCGUCGCAAGUCAGCAGGUGCUCGUCUGCAGUCUGCCUCUCAAUGUGACCCACUCUCUAAAGACUCAGGCUAUGGGCCCCACAACUCAGAGAAAGAAGCAACAGCUCAGCAAAGACCUAUGUCAGGAAUUCCAGAGCUCCACACAAGAGUGCCAAGGAGGAGAGUCAAGUCUGCUCUGGAGUCAAGAAGAGAACAAGAGGCUUCACACAUUUUUCAAGGGCAGGGGAAAGAGAAAGAGGCUGCAUCAGUUGACCCACAAUGGGGGACGACAAAGUACUUAGAGGAUUUCGGCCCAAAGAAGAGAGGUACACCUGUCCCGAUGAGACCUGCUUCCAGUACAAGACGAAACAACCCCCAUCCAUCAAAUGCAUUCAUGGUAUGGCAGUUUCCAGGACGCACUCACAAGCACCACAGGGCCAUUCCCCCUCCCCCGGACACAUGGAGGUACAUCAACGAAGGAUUCUAUGAGGACUACACCAACGACUAUAACACUGGGGAUGCUAAAAAUGAAGUCCCUAUCACAAACGUUGCCAAAAUAGAGUAUCCAGGCUCUCCGAGAAAGAAGAGUGCCUCAGCUGAAGCAUCAGGGGCUUGUCUACUGCCUGGAGUUUCAGGAACAAAGGCUCAAAUUAUGCCCAGAUAUGCUAGUACAGAGUCAAAGAAAAUGUUUCGACCAGCUAGUCCACAGAGUCGAAUGAUAAAAGGUACAGUCAAAGAGGGGUCACUUCCUGUGUUGAAGAAAUGGCUGAAGGUGGCAUCCUCUAGAGAGAGAGAAUUGGUUCUUCAAAUGCUACAAACUGGCUACGAUAACUCUGAAGAUGUACGACUGACUAAGGCAUUAGACAGUGUUCUACAGCCAGAGUCCAGUGAAAAAGUGCAGAGCUGGCUACAGAAUGCAUCUGAAUCAGAGCGGAAAAUUUUGCUUAACGUUUUGGAAACACUUGCGAUCGCCACUGACGACAACCAAGGAUUUCAGCCGCCAGGUUUCUACACAAUUCAGAACUAUCAAAUGAACGGCUUAGACAACCACUAUCGUGCUAACAGCUAUCCCAUUACACUGCGUCCUAGGAGACACUCAGCUUCUCACCAGCAGAGCAAGUCUCACAGAGGAAGCUACUCCAAGCAUCAUCAACAAGGACGCAAGAAGCAGCCGGAAACAGGACAAACGGCAAGUGCUGUCUUUGAUGGGAAAGGCUUUGGUUUGCAUGGAAAGAAGAUGACAAUGCGAGCAACCAAGGACGAGAGAGGUAUUGACUUGAAGCCGGAGAUUUGGCACAACCGGAUACUACCAAAACCCACUGGCGCUGGCAUUACACAUGCUGGGGGCAUGUUUAAUCAGCCACAGAAGUACAGAGGACAACACUUUACACACCAUCCAGAGUGGCCAACGGCAUAAAACUGAAUUAGUGUUUACUAGAAUAUGUAACUCCACGGCAAUUAGGUAGUUUUGGCACAUAACACUUAGAUUGUGCAACUGUCAAUUUUUACAAAUUAAUUUAUGCACAUUAUUUUUUACCAAUCGUCUGUCCUAAACAUAGAUUCAUGCAUUCUUUCUAAGAUCCAAAUUUCUGACAUACCAUGGUAUUCAUUAUGUGGAGGUCUGUCGUGUGCAAAUAUUUAUUAUGAA